GGUAGUUUCAUUGUUAUUGUUUAGAGGAAGUAAAGCAGCCGAGAUGGUGAGUGAGGAGCUGGUGGCUCGUCUGAACGACGGUGGCUACAAAAACUGGCUGAAAGCUGGAAGAUGUCUGCUCAUCCUGAAGGGAGGUCUUCAUCCUGUCACCAGCAAACACAUGAGAGCUUUCCACAGAGAUCUGCUCCUCCACAACCCUGUGCUGCAGACACAGUGUCACACUGCUGCAUGUAGACCCAGAGGGAAUAAGUUUUCCAUGGCAUGCAGGGUGUGCACUGAGUGGCAGACAGUCAUCCUGAGACACCACAGACAUCCAGGGGCUUCUGUCAACUGGGACAACUGUGUCCCUCCACAGUGGAGGACAGACUACUGGGAAGUGGCCAAGGCCUACAUGCCUCGAGGUCAGGGGAAAGUGAAGGGAGCGGAUCAGUGCGAUGCUUCUGCUCUGCUCAAUCUCAUCAAUUUCUGCGACUGUUUCCAUUCUGUGGAUACAAAAUAUGUGAGAGAGGUGAUCCGGUACAGGAAUGAGUUAAUGCAUUCAUGUGAGCUGCAUGUGAAGGAUGAAUGGAUGAAACAUUACCGGAUGACUCUGAAACGCUUCAUACAGCAAUUCAGCCACGUGCCACAGAUGGAAAGAGUUGGACGAGACAUAGAUGAGAUGCUGACAGUUGAUUUGUCAGUGUGCGUCUCCGGCUUGGACAAAGUGGACUCAAUACAGUUUGAUGCUGUCCACGAAGGGGCGAGCAGCACUGACUUAAUCGGCCAAUGGGAAGCUGAGUUGCUACGAGAAAAGCUGCAGGAGUUGCUGCAUGAUGACGACGAUGACGAUGAGAAUAUGAAGGCAAGGGACUCUGAGCCGCUGAAGAGGCUGAGUGGUUUCUUGCAGGCCAACAGAGACUUGGGUGCAAGGUUUUCUGCAGAGCUUCAGACCAUCAACUCCCUGCAGGACAGAAAAUAACAAAGACGAGGUGAACGGAGGACAAGGAGAGUAUUGAACACUGUAGUUUGCCUACAUGGAAAUGAGCAGCAGCAGCAGCAGCAGCAGCAGCAGCAGCUCUGUUUGUUGAAGCUGUGGCACCAGACACACCUGAAGUUCGGUAAUCAGGUGGACAAACUGAAGACUGACAGAAACAUGGGGAACAUCACACGACAAGGAUCUGGAUUAUAUCUGUUGUAUUAUUAUCAUUAUUAUUAUUGUUAUCAUUUUUAAAAUCAAUCCAUAGUUGAGUCAUCUCAUGCAUUGACCCGAAUCAACAUCAUCUUAUAUGUGGGUGCACACUUUGAACUGUUCAGCCUUGUUUUUCAACAUCAUCUUAUCCUAUCACUCACUCUUUGAAUGCACCUUCGAGGGCCCUGUCAUCCACUAACACUCGCAGCUCUUGUUUCCAAUUUAAUUUCGCUUUAGGUUGUUUUUUUGUUUUUUUUUUGAGUCACCCUGCCAGACUCAAACACAGAGUUUCUCAGAGAUCCUUCCUCCCAGCUGCUGAACCCUGAACAACAGUUACCUCACGUUGCACAUUUAAAUCCGAGCUUGUCAUUGUAAUUUCAGCUGAAUUUUCAGAGAGAUUUCAACACACUCUGAGUAAAAUGCUGUGCAAAGCACAGUUAACUGUGUGCUGUAGCUUUAAGGUUAAUCCUGAUUGCAUUCUUUCAUUAUAUUGUGAUCGAGUUCUCUUUUAACGACUGGUCUGAUGCUCAUUUUCACAAUUUCAUAAACAUUUUAUACGUACAGUUUAUGAGA
Messenger RNA from Solea senegalensis (Senegalese sole), 1741 nucleotides. RefSeq lists its product as uncharacterized. The coding region runs from base 44 to 958 and encodes 304 amino acids. The transcript is spliced from 7 exons. Lineage: Eukaryota; Metazoa; Chordata; Actinopteri; Pleuronectiformes; Soleidae. The record is from RefSeq and is a predicted model, not a curated record.